CCCCUCUCCACCCGGUGCUGCCAGCACUCUUCCAGCCCAGCCGGCCACAUCUGGCGUCUGCCCGCCCUUGUUUCCGCUGCAUCCAGACUUCCCUGGUGGCUGGAGGCUCUGUGUGCAUCCAGGAGUUUAGAUAUACAAAGGGAUUGCCAGGACCUGCAAGCACCCGCGGCAGUGGUGUGUAUUGGGACGUGGGACCCCGUUAUGAGCUCCUGAGCCCCGAGAAGCAGAGGCAGUAGAGUAAGGGGAUCGCCGUGCAGGGCAGGCGCCAGCCGGGCGGACCCCAGGGCACAGCCAGAGACCUCAGGGUGACACGCGGAGCCCGGGAGCGCAACGAUGGAGGCACGAGUGGCCUGGGGAGCGCUGGCCGGACCUCUGCGGGUUCUCUGCGUCCUGUGCUGCCUGUUGGGCCGCGCCAUCGCUGCACCAUCGCCCAUCAUCAAGUUCCCCGGCGAUGUCGCCCCUAAAACAGACAAAGAGUUGGCAGUGCAAUACCUGAACACUUUCUAUGGCUGCCCCAAGGAGAGUUGCAACCUCUUUGUGCUGAAAGAUACCCUCAAGAAGAUGCAGAAGUUCUUUGGGCUGCCCCAGACAGGUGACCUUGACCAGAACACCAUCGAGACCAUGCGGAAGCCAAGAUGUGGCAACCCAGAUGUGGCCAACUACAACUUCUUCCCCCGCAAGCCCAAGUGGGACAAGAACCAGAUCACAUACAGGAUCAUUGGUUACACACCUGACCUGGACCCUGAAACCGUGGAUGAUGCUUUUGCUCGGGCCUUAAAAGUAUGGAGCGACGUCACUCCGCUGCGCUUUUCUCGAAUCCAUGAUGGGGAGGCUGACAUCAUGAUCAACUUUGGACGCUGGGAGCAUGGAGAUGGAUACCCAUUUGAUGGCAAGGAUGGACUCCUGGCACAUGCCUUUGCCCCGGGCACUGGUGUUGGGGGAGAUUCUCACUUUGAUGAUGAUGAGCUGUGGACCCUGGGAGAAGGACAAGUGGUCCGCGUAAAGUAUGGGAACGCUGAUGGCGAGUACUGCAAGUUCCCCUUCCUGUUCAACGGUCGGGAAUACAGCAGCUGUACAGACACUGGUCGCAGUGAUGGCUUCCUCUGGUGCUCCACCACAUACAACUUUGAGAAGGAUGGCAAGUAUGGCUUCUGCCCCCAUGAAGAUCCAACCCAUGGCCUCACACACGGUAGAGCUGAUCUCCUCCACCACAGACUUCUAUCCUCAGCCUUGUUUAUGCUUUUAUCACGGAAGCUAAACUUUGUAGUAAGACUCAAGCUACUGACGAUUACCUUGUUUACCAUGGGUGGCAAUGCAGAUGGACAGCCCUGCAAGUUCCCGUUCCGCUUCCAGGGCACCUCCUACAACAGCUGUACCACCGAGGGCCGCACCGAUGGCUACCGCUGGUGUGGCACCACCGAGGACUAUGACCGGGAUAAGAAGUAUGGAUUCUGUCCCGAGACCGCUAUGUCCACUGUGGGUGGAAAUUCAGAAGGUGCCCCAUGUGUCUUCCCCUUCACUUUCCUGGGCAACAAGUAUGAGAGCUGCACCAGCGCCGGCCGCAACGAUGGCAAGGUGUGGUGUGCGACCACAACCAACUACGAUGAUGACCGGAAGUGGGGCUUCUGUCCUGACCAAGGAUAUAGCCUAUUCCUCGUGGCAGCCCAUGAGUUCGGCCAUGCCAUGGGGCUGGAACACUCUCAGGACCCUGGAGCUCUGAUGGCCCCGAUCUACACCUACACCAAGAACUUCCGAUUAUCCCAUGAUGACAUCAAGGGGAUCCAGGAGCUCUAUGGGCCCUCCCCCGAUGCUGAUACUGACACUGGUACUGGCCCCACACCAACACUGGGACCUGUCACUCCGGAGAUCUGCAAACAGGACAUUGUCUUUGAUGGCAUCGCUCAGAUCCGUGGUGAGAUCUUCUUCUUCAAGGACCGGUUUAUUUGGCGGACAGUGACACCACGUGACAAGCCCACAGGUCCCUUGCUGGUGGCCACAUUCUGGCCUGAGCUCCCAGAAAAGAUUGACGCUGUGUAUGAGGCCCCACAGGAGGAGAAGGCUGUGUUCUUCGCAGGGAAUGAGUACUGGGUCUAUUCUGCUAGUACUCUGGAGCGAGGAUACCCCAAGCCACUGACCAGCCUGGGGUUGCCCCCUGAUGUCCAGCAAGUAGAUGCUGCCUUUAACUGGAGUAAGAACAAGAAGACAUACAUCUUUGCAGGAGACAAGUUCUGGAGAUACAAUGAAGUGAAGAAGAAAAUGGACCCCGGUUUCCCUAAGCUCAUCGCAGACUCCUGGAAUGCCAUCCCUGAUAACCUGGAUGCCGUCGUGGACCUGCAGGGUGGUGGUCAUAGCUACUUCUUCAAGGGUGCUUAUUACCUGAAGCUGGAGAACCAAAGUCUCAAGAGCGUGAAGUUUGGAAGCAUCAAAUCAGACUGGCUGGGCUGCUGAGCUGGCCCUGUUCCCACGGGCCCUAUCAUCUUCAUCGCUGCACACCAGGUGAAGGAUGUGAAGCAGCCUGGCGGCUCUGUCCUCCUCUGUAGUUAACCAGCCUUCUCCUUCACCUGGUGACUUCAGAUUUAAGAGGGUGGCUUCUUUUUGUGCCCAAAGAAAGGUGCUGACUGUACCCUCCCGGGUGCUGCUUCUCCUUCCUGCCCACCCUAGGGGAUGCUUGGAUAUUUGCAAUGCAGCCCUCCUCUGGGCUGCCCUGGUGCUCCACUCUUCUGGUUCUUCAACAUCUAUGACCUUUUUAUGGCUUUCAGCACUCUCAGAGUUAAUAGAGACUGGCUUAGGAGGGCACUGGUGGCCCUGUUAACAGCCUGGCAUGGGGCAGUGGGGUACAGGUGUGCCAAGGUGGAAAUCAGAGACACCUGGUUUCACCCUUUCUGCUGCCCAGACACCUGCACCACCUUAACUGUUGCUUUUGUAUGCCCUUCGCUCGUUUCCUUCAACCUUUUCAGUUUUCCACUCCACUGCAUUUCCUGCCCAAAGGACUCGGGUUGUCUGACAUCGCUGCAUGAUGCAUCUCAGCCCGCCUAGUGAUGGUUCCCCUCCUCACUCUGUGCAGAUCAUGCCCAGUCACUUCCUCCACUGGAUGGAGGAGAACCAAGUCAGUGGCUUCCUGCUCAGCCUUCUUGCUUCUCCCUUUAACAGUUCCCCAUGGGAAAUGGCAAACAAGUAUAAAUAAAGACACCCAUUGAGUGACA
Molecule: messenger RNA, 3203 nt
Organism: Mus musculus (house mouse)
Lineage: Eukaryota; Metazoa; Chordata; Mammalia; Rodentia; Muridae
Gene: Mmp2
Product: matrix metallopeptidase 2
Exons: 14
Coding region: 334-2448 (704 amino acids)
Biological process (GO): positive regulation of apoptotic process; negative regulation of vasoconstriction; embryo implantation
Cellular component (GO): extracellular matrix; protease inhibitor complex; mitochondrion
Molecular function (GO): metalloendopeptidase activity; peptidase activity; metallopeptidase activity
Source: RefSeq, a predicted model, not a curated record